AUGAAAGGAAAAGUGACAGUACAUUUUGGUAAUGUUGGAGUGGUUGUUCCGUGCUAUGAUUAUAUGACUGUUAAUGAUCUCAUUAAAGCAUCUAUUUUGCGAUACAAAAAAGCUACCGGACGACCAUCAGAACAUGAUGUAUUUGUUCAUCAUGUUGAGUGUUUACGAGAUGGUGGUAUUCUGGAUCCCGAUGACCAGCUUUUUGAUGUUUUUGAUGAGAAUAAUGAUCAGAUGCUAGCGAUCUACGACGAACCAGGCUUUGCUGUAGUGGAUUCGACUCCAUCAAGUACCUCUCGAUUUGCCAUUAACGGAACAAUAUCUUCAAGUUCUUCGUCGGCGACCGGAAAAACAGCUACAUCAACAGAAAGUCCUAUAGAUAGUAAAUUAAACAUCAUUUCAAGUUGUAGCGACGGUGAUAUUGUUGAAAUAACAAAUAUUGCUUUACCACCGACUGAUGGUUUGCGAGUGAUCUCGGAUAAUGCCCACAUAUUACAACAAAAGCCGUCCUCAUCCUCAAUUAUAGCGGAUUCUGGAUCUGUUUCUCCGCUCUCUUUCCCGUUGACACAUUUCGGUAGGAAAUGCAAUGAUAUGUCGAACACGUGUCGUAUCUAUCAUUCCGCUCUGAAAAAUGUUAACAGGUCACCGAAAAGUAAAUAUCGGGUUACUAUAUCUCCAGAUGUUGAUUGUCAACGAUCUCAGGAAUUGUCCACUUCAACGAAGGAGUCAAUGAUGACUCGAACGUCCGCCAGAAAAUCGCGUCUCACUGACAAUUUUUUUGAUGCUAAAGAACGAUUGGAAGAAAAAUUAACAAGUGGUAUCAAGAGUCAUAUAAUAAAAGGAGAUAUGAGAAUUCCAAAAUUAAUACCACUAAUGGAAGCAGCAAAUCGAGGACAAACGGUGGUUAUACUUUCAGAUACUACUAUUAAUAUGCAAUUGGGUAUUGAGAUUUCACCCGUACAUGAUCCGGCAAACAAUAUGCGCUUGCAAGCUGUAGAGAUUCGGCAAAUUAACGAUGAAGGUCGAGUUGGCAGCGAUGGACGUCUUCGGAUUGGUGACCGCAUUGUGGAAAUUAAUCAGCGUCCUGUUUAUCAGAUGUCGAUCUCAAGAGCGCGUGCCUACUUACACGAAAUACAAGCAAUUGCUCACCCAAGUUUGACAAUCGAUCGCUCCAUAGAAACAUUUGCAAGCGAUACAAUUUCUCAUCGUAGUCAGUCAUCAACGAGCAGUUUACAGAAGCGGCCAAUACUUUCUGCAUUGCAACAAGCUAAUACAACGGCUCUUGGGAUAACAUUUCCAGUUGAAAUUGUUAAAAGAAGUGGCGGAUUUGGUUUUACCAUAACAAGUCGCGAAACUGCUAAAGGUGGACGACUAUUUUAUAUUGGAACUGUGAAAGCAGAUGGUGCUGCAGUAAAUAAAUUAAGAGCUGGUGAUAGGUUACUGCAGAUUAAUGGGAAGAAAACAACUGAACUUACCCAAAAUGAUAUGGUCGAACGUCUCAAAAAACUGAAUGUUGGUGAUUCAAUAAAUUUAUUGGUUUCACGACUCGGAAACCAAGAAAACGAAAAUCAGAGUCCAACAGUAGUGAAAAGUAAUCAUGAAGAUAGAGAAUGCUGUUAUCAGAAAGGAGCGAAUGAAGGGACCGAGCGGUAUGGAGAAGAGAUUUUGAUGCUGAAAAUUGCCUUGAAUGAAACAGGAAGUGCUGGAUUGGGUAUAAGCUUAAAAGCAAGAGCCAUUAUGAAGCCUGAUGGUACUCGUCAUGAUUGCGGAAUAUUCAUCAAAAAGGUUUUGCAUGGUGGUGCUGCAUAUAAAGAUGGAAGAUUACAACUGAAUGAUCAGUUGAUUGGUAUCGAAGAUAUUGAUUUGAGACGAAUGACAAGGAAUUCAGAGGCUAGCGAUGCUAUAACUAGAUGUUUGAAAAACUUAGGACCGAGCGCAAGUAGUGUGUGUUUACAUGUUGCAAGGAAGAUUGAAUUACGCCGCAGCAAUGAUUUACCAAGUAUAAAAAAUUCAAUAGGUGAAUGCUUGAUUCCAGAUUGUGAGAGUUCUGAAGCACAUGAAAGACCGUUAACAAAAUCCAGAGAUGGUGAUAAUGCGAUCGUAAAGAAAGAAGAAACGUUAAACAGUUAUAAUACAGAUGUGUCAAGAAGUCGACCCAGUAGUUCGGAGGAGCGCUCUUUAAAUGCAAAUGAAGAUUUUGAUUCCACCUCAAGCGGUAGGCAGAAGUGUAUAUCAGAAGAUGAAAUGAACCGUACCGGUGGUAGUGCUUUUAGCCGAAAAAAUCCUGCGAGGAGCCUGGAGAUUAACUUUAUAUAUAUGGCAUCAGAAGAAAAAGAGGAGCUUGGGGUAUAG
This is a messenger RNA of Cercopithifilaria johnstoni, 2349 nucleotides long. The record is from the annotation of a GenBank genome assembly. Lineage: Eukaryota; Metazoa; Nematoda; Chromadorea; Rhabditida; Onchocercidae.